AUGAUCCCAGCCUCCGACCCCAAAUUCGACCCCGAGCCAUGGAGCGCAUGCCUUCCGCCGCGACCCAAGUCCCGCCAAACCGGCUUCAUCGGCGUGUGGUCCUCGGCCAAGGACUUCAACCGGCGCGCCCUCAUCCGGCUGACCUACCUGCGGAACAAGCCCCACGACCUCGACGUCUACUUUGUGCUCGGACGUCCCGAGACCGACCAGGAGCAGACACUGGUGGCACUGGAGAUGGCUGCCUACCACGACAUUCUCCUCCUCAAUAUGACGGAAAACCUGACCGAGGGGAAGACCUUUGAGUUCUUCCGCACGGUCGGCGUGACCUUCAAGCCGGGCGACUAUGCCUUCGUGACCAAGAUGGACAGCGAUGUGUGGUGCGAGCUGCCGCAGUUCACCACCCAGCUGCAACGGCUCCUGUACCAGAAGAAAUCCAUGGGGACGUACUUUGGCCGGGCCAUCGGGGGUUACUUCAUGGCCGGCAUGGGGUACACCCUCUCCUGGGAUCUGGUGCGAUGGAUCGCGACCGAUGCUUACCCAGACUCGCACCGGGACGGGUUCGAGGACCAGUUGGUUGCGGACUGGCUGCAUCACAGUGGGCUGUUGGUGCAUUUUGUGUCUGAGGAGGCGGGCAUCUAUGAUACUCCGGACUAUGCGGGGCAUGGCGAUGGCGGGUGGGCGCAGAACUAUACCGACCCGACUCUGAUUGUGCAUCAGCUGAAGUCGGAUGAGUGGUUUCUGAGGACGGCAAAGUACUUCCUGGGCGGUGUGGGUUAA
This is a messenger RNA of Aspergillus fijiensis CBS 313.89, 777 nucleotides long. RefSeq lists its product as uncharacterized. The transcript has a single exon. Bases 1 to 777 code for a protein of 258 amino acids. The record is from RefSeq and is a predicted model, not a curated record. Gene Ontology annotation, cellular component: membrane. Gene Ontology annotation, molecular function: hexosyltransferase activity. NCBI's taxonomy places the organism in Eukaryota, Fungi, Ascomycota, Eurotiomycetes, Eurotiales, Aspergillaceae.